UUCCAAGAAAUAGAAAAAACAUCCACCAUGACUUCAACACAAACAUCCGUCACCAUGACCUCAAAUGCCCGUCCUUCCAGUCGUGUUCUAAAACCACCAGGCGGUGGCCACUCCAAUAUUUUCGCCGAGCCUGACGUGAGCGUAAAUGCUCCACGUCCAAAAUAUAAUCAACAAAACUCUUCCAAUCUAAAUGCCUGUAUGGGUUCGACUGAUCCAAAUGUUGUCGUCGAGAAACUACGCGAGGAAGUCCAACAUAAAAAGGAAACGGCCAGUAAUGAUGGAGAAUCGGUAAAAUCUGAGCCCACCUCCUCCUCGGCUACUAAAACAACUGCCACAGCCAAUGGUAAUGGUGCUGCUGCCGAUGCUGCCGGUGGUGCAGCCCCAGCACGAGGACGUAUUCCACCUGGUGGCUAUUCAUCGGGUAGUUUCUGGUAA
This is a messenger RNA of Musca vetustissima, 435 nucleotides long. RefSeq lists its product as uncharacterized. Gene Ontology annotation, cellular component: nucleus. The coding region runs from base 28 to 435 and encodes 135 amino acids. The transcript has a single exon. Lineage: Eukaryota; Metazoa; Arthropoda; Insecta; Diptera; Muscidae. The record is from RefSeq and is a predicted model, not a curated record.